Molecule: messenger RNA, 1383 nt
Organism: Spinacia oleracea (spinach)
Lineage: Eukaryota; Viridiplantae; Streptophyta; Magnoliopsida; Caryophyllales; Amaranthaceae
Product: protein FAR-RED ELONGATED HYPOCOTYL 3-like
Exons: 5
Coding region: 1-1383 (460 amino acids)
Source: RefSeq, a predicted model, not a curated record
AUGGUGAUAGGUACCACCAUAGAUCAGGAAAAUGAUUACUACAAAAGUUAUGGAAGGCAAGAAGGGUUUGGGGUUGUCCGUUCUGGUGCUAGUGGUCCAGGAGAGGGUCCGAGUAAGGUUCUAACAACUGCCACAUGGACAUGUGAUUGCUUUGGUGAACCAGAUAAACGGCAUAGAAGGCCCGUACAACCUAAAAGGUUUCUGAAUCAAACAAAUUUGAAAAACCCGAGAAAGUCUAGGAAAUGUGGAUGUAAGGCUCUCAUGUAUGCUGGUGUUACAGAUGGUCAAUGGGUAGUUAGAAAAGGUCGUACUAGAGCACACAAACCACCACCCUACACCAAACAAAUGUCUCGGAAAAGAAAUGGUUUUGAGGAACUUCAAUUAACCUUAAAGGAUAUGCACAAUUUGUUUGCAAAAAAGAGAAAAUCAGAAACAGCCGAUGGAUAUGCACAAGCGAUGGACGAUUAUUUCAACAAAAUGCAACAAUGUAAUCAGGACUUUUACCAUGUUCGUAGACUUGAUGCGGAAGGAUAUUCGAAGGACGUGUUAUGGAUUGAUGCUAGAAGUAGAGCGACAUACAAGGACUUUGGUGAUGCAGUUUGUUUCGAUGCAACCUACCUCGAUAACAAAUUUAACCUACCAUUCGCUAACUUCGUCGGUAUCAAUCACCAUGGCAAGAGAAUUUUGUUAGGCUCCGCUUUGAUUUCUCAUGAAAACACAGAAACUUAUACUUGGAAGGAGAAGUAUGAAGAACUGAAAGCAGAACUCUUAAAUGUGAUUUAUGAUAGUCUCGGGCCUAAUGAAUUUGAGCAGAGGUGGAAGGAAUUUAUGGAAAGGUUCAAGCUCCAAAAUGAAAAGUGGUUACUGAAUAUGUACGAUGAACAUCAUAUGUGGGUUCCUGCUUACAUGAGAGAUAUAUUUUGGACAGGCAUGAAAACAGCGCAACGGGUUGAGAGCAUAAAUAGUUUUUUUGAUGUAUAUCUUCAUAAGAGCACAACGUCGUUAGAAUUUGCUACGAAAUACAUGACUGCAAUGGAGGAUCGAUGUCGUACUGAGGCGGAAGCGGAUGCAUCCCAAUCCGUGGAGAGGGUGUUUCAACGGGUGUACACGGAUGGGAAGUUCGUAGAUGUGCAAAAACAGUGCCAACGAAUCGCAUACUGUAAUGGAAGGAAGGAGUGUGAUUUGUCAGAAACCGUUGUAGAGCACAUCAUUGAGGACAAACAUACCCUUAAGGUAUAUGAUUUACAUAUGGUAACUGAUGUACCUAAAAAGUACAUAUUGGACCGGUGGCGACAUGAUAUUCCUAGGAAGCACAUGAGAAUCAAGGUUGCGUAUCAUGAUCCUUCUAAGACUAUUGAAGUUCGGAGGUAUGUGUAUAACUGA